AUGAUGUCCUUUGUCCCUCUGCUCUUAGUAACCAUUCUGUUUCCUGCCAUCCAGACAGAGGAACUUACAAAAUGUCAGCUGUACCCGAUGCUGAAAGACCUGAAUGACUACAGAGGCAUCACUAUGCCUGAAUGGAUGUGUACUUUAUUUCAUACAAGUGCUUUUAACACAGGAGCCAUAGUCCAAAAUGAUGGAAGCACAGAAUAUGGACUCUUCCAGAUUAGUGAUAAGCUUUGGUGCAAAAGCAAGCAGACACCUCAUUCAAGGAACAUCUGCGGCAUCUCCUGUGACAAGCUCCUGGAUAAUGACCUUACUGAUGACAUUAAGUGUGCCAAGAAGAUCCUGGACAUCAAAGGAAUUGACUACUGGUUGGCCCAUAAACCACUCUGCACUGACAGGCUGGAACAGUGGCGCUGUGAGGAGUUGUGA
This is a messenger RNA of Otolemur garnettii (small-eared galago), 429 nucleotides long. It is a transcript of the gene LALBA, whose product is annotated as lactalbumin alpha. Gene Ontology annotation, molecular function: calcium ion binding; lactose synthase activity. The transcript is spliced from 4 exons. Gene Ontology annotation, biological process: lactose biosynthetic process. NCBI's taxonomy places the organism in Eukaryota, Metazoa, Chordata, Mammalia, Primates, Galagidae. Bases 1 to 429 code for a protein of 142 amino acids. The record is from RefSeq and is a predicted model, not a curated record.